Molecule: messenger RNA, 975 nt
Organism: Alternaria alternata
Lineage: Eukaryota; Fungi; Ascomycota; Dothideomycetes; Pleosporales; Pleosporaceae
Exons: 1
Coding region: 34-975 (313 amino acids)
Molecular function (GO): protein binding
Source: RefSeq, a predicted model, not a curated record
CAACUUCGACCCUCGUCCUACGCCGCAUUCAAAAUGGCCUCCUCAGAUCUAGAUACCCUCAUCGACAUGGGCUUCCCACGCGAACGCGCAGAACUCGCUGUUAAAGCUACUGGUGGCCUCCAGCCUGCCAUCGACUGGCUCGAGACCAACCAAGACAAGUCUAUCGAUGACAUCAAGCAAGAGCAAGCUACCGCCGCCGCCAAUGCCUCAGAAGAGCCUCCCGCGCUGCAGCCUGGCGAGGAAGCCAAGUCCCUCGUUUGCGAUGAGUGCGGCAAGAAGUUCCGCUCAGUAAACCAAGCCCAGUUCCACGGCGAGAAGACCGGUCACGAGCAGUUCUCCGAAUCCACCGAAGAGAUCGCUCCUCUCACAGAGGAACAGAAGGCGCAACGACUACAAGAGCUGCGCGAGAAGCUGGCGGCCAAGCGCGCGAUGCAGUCAGAGCAGGACAAGGAAGACCACAAGAAAAACGAGCAGAUCCGCAUGAAGGCCACAAAGGAGUCACAGGACAUUCGAGAAGAGUUGCAGAAGAAGGAGCGCUUAAAGGAAGCUGCUGCCAAGCGCGCAGAGAAGAAGGCAGACGAGGAUGCGAGGAAACGGGUUUUGGCCAAGCUCGAAGCAGAUAAGCAAGAGCGAAAACGCAAAGCUGAGAUCGAGAAGGCGAAGCGCGCCGGCCAGGCUCCCCCCGCCGCUCCUGUACAAGCUCCCCUGGCUACAUCCUCCGGUCCCACUACCAGCAAGCCUGCGAGCGCGUACACUGAGGCACGAUUGGCCCUGCAAACACCUGGUGGGAGGGUCAUGAAGAACUUCCCUGUAGAGACUACGCUCUUCGAGGUGGCACAUGCGCUGGAGCAGGAUGGCAUCAGCGUCUCGACGUUUACUACCAACUUCCCCAAGAAGACGUACGAUCGCAGUGACUUUGGCAUGACUCUCAAGGAAGCGGGUAUGGUACCUAGCGCGGCUUUGAUCAUCGGAUAG